Molecule: messenger RNA, 1674 nt
Organism: Syngnathus acus (greater pipefish)
Lineage: Eukaryota; Metazoa; Chordata; Actinopteri; Syngnathiformes; Syngnathidae
Gene: gtf2a1l
Product: general transcription factor IIA, 1-like
Exons: 11
Coding region: 1-1374 (457 amino acids)
Biological process (GO): transcription initiation at RNA polymerase II promoter; transcription by RNA polymerase II
Cellular component (GO): transcription factor TFIIA complex
Source: RefSeq, a predicted model, not a curated record
AUGCUGACCAACUCAGGCCCAGCGGUGGUAAAGCUCUAUCUGUCAAUAAUUGAUGAUGUGAUCGAGAGCAUGAGGGAGCUGUUCUUGGAUGAGGGCCUUGAAGACUGCAUCCUGGAUGAUUUACGACAUCUUUGGGAGACAAAGAUGAUGGAGUCAAAGGCCAUGGACGACUUCAGGAAGAACAACAUAAACUCUCCAAACUUUGUGCUGCAGCUUCCACCCAACUACAGCCGUAACGAUGCAGAAGCCCCAGUAAUGAUCCCCCCAAGUCAGAAUAUUCACAAUUUUCAUGUCCAGAACAACUGUGAGGCUCUUACCACCUUCUCGCUUCCUACGGGUCUAUCUUACCCAGUGCAGAUACCUGCUGGAGUCACUCUACAAACAGCUUCUGGUCAACUUUACAAGGUCAACGUUCCUGUUGUAGUCACUCAGGCCCCAGCAGGUCAGCAAACUUCCCAACAGCCGCAGAAGGUCACUGAGCAAAAAGAGGCUCCUGAUGCGCCACAGACUUCAGUACAACCCGGCAAAACACUUCCACAUGGACCGAUGCCACUGCCUGUGCCAACCUCGGGCAUCCCGCCGCCGCCACCACCGCGAGAUUCUCUUUUACCGCCCAGUCAAGAGAGCAGCGUCCUCCAGCAAGACGCGAUGCCAGAGUACCCACAAAUUGAGAUCGGCAGCGAGGAGGUUUUCACAGACACAACUCAGUUUAAGAGCAGCGACAUUGACGACAUCCUCAAAGUGGUCAUUGAAGAGGAGCGAGAAAAAGCGGCAAGGGCGAGAAACUUGGCUCUCACCAAUUCUUAUGACCAGCCUGAAUCCAUUUUGGGGAGGAUUUUUGGGCCAAUUAACACUGACAUUGGCACCUUUUGUGUUGUUGUAAAUCUUCUAUCUCUAUUCCAUCAAAAUUUUGUUUUCUUUUUGUUCAUCAUCACCGUCAUCCACAAGCUGGACCUGGAGUACAACUACAAUGAACUGUCAGACAUCGUCCAACUGGACGGUACGGCAGACAAUUCAGACCCAGACGAGGAAGACGUGCCGCUGGAGGAGAAUGAAUUCCUGGGUAUGAUCAAUGCAGAGGCCCUCAAGGCUCUGCAAGCAGGCGUGAGCAGUGAUGGCAACAGCACCUCCUCCAGUAGUGACAGUGAAGCAGCUGAGGAACAAAUAGAAGAUGAGGAUCCAUUGAAUUCAGGUGACGAUGUGUUUGAACAAGACAUCCCAGAUCUCUUUGACUCGGAGAACGUUAUUGUUUGCCAAUAUGACAAAAUUCACCGCAGUAAGAACCGCUGGAAGUUUCAUUUGAAAGAUGGGGUCAUGUGUUAUGGUGGCAGGGAUUAUGUGUUCUCUAAAGCUGUUGGGGAAGCAGAAUGGUAAUGCGCUGCUACUUGCCCAUCCAUUUUUUUUUUUUUCAAAUUGCUUUUCCUCAUUCGGGUUGGGGCAAGUCAGGGCAACUCAUCCCAGCUGACAAGAUAUGGCGCUGAACUAGUCUCCAGUCAAUCACUGGGACUGCUACUGAUGACGCAGGAAAAAAACAUUAAUACAUAGGACAUGAUGCGAAUAUAGAUAGUUAUAAUUUAUAGUCAUCAGUGAUAAAAGAAAAAUUGACACGACUUUAAUUUGGUUGUAAAUGAAAUUUGAUUUCACAAUGUUUAUGUUCUGUAUUUUGUCUAAAGA